AUGUCUUUUCAAGUCCCUUACGAGUCCAGUCCACCUGAGACACCCGAGAGAGAUCGCUCUCGCAGCCUCUGGAGCAAUAUCUCAACAACUCCUGCCGGUCCGCCGCCUUCAACAACAACAGGUUCAUUUGCGCAACCGACAACUCAUAUCAAUGGUGGCUCACGCAUCAACUCAUUCACGCACAAUGAGGGCAGCUUUGCUACUAACCAGACCUCUUUCGCCAACAACACACUCUCCAACUCCUUCUUCACCCAAUCUGGAAACAUCAACACAAAUGACAGCAUUUUCGGUUCCUCCUUCGGCUCGACUGAUUAUGCCCCGCCAAAACAAACAAAAGCCCCCUCUUCGCAGCCGCUCGGAAAGUCAAGCUUGCGCUUCGGAAUGACUAAUGGAAGCACAUUCGGCGAAUCACUAGGAUUCGGCGACUCAAACGGAUUUGCUUCCUCGAAAAUGACCGAUUACCAUGAAGAAGAUGAGAUUGAUCAGGAACACCAUCUCCCCGAGGAGGAGUUUGAAGAAGAGGAAGAAAUGGAAGAGGAUCAGGAGGAAGCAGCUGACCCAAUGGAUGAGAGUAUCCAGGAUCCGUCGAAGAAAUUCAACUUCUUAGAUUCGGCUUUCGGAAACCCUUUCCAGUCUGAACCAUCGCUUGGAGCUCAGCGCAAACCCAUAUACUCCAACCCUAGCGACGCCAAGCGACCGAAACUCGAUGAAAAUUGGACCAAGCAAUCACCAAUCCGCAAGAACCUCAACCCGAAGAAAUCGUCCGCCUUGCCUUCCAUUCUACACAACAUCGCUUCUCGUUCGAUGAUUCCCCCCAUUCACGAAAACAACGACUUCAUUCUGAACACCGAAGAAGUCAUUGGCAAGCUUUGCGAUCAGCUGAAGGCGGCAGAGUUCACCCACGUUGACUACGAUGCGGUCCUCGCCAACGUUUCGAAGGAAUUGGUGGAGACUUGGCGAGUUUCCACCGGCGACAAGUUGACGGAUCGUUCAUAUGGCGCCCAUGGGGGUAUUGGACCCGGGGAGCAGGCUCCCGGUCUUGCGAAGGCAAUCUUUUUGGCUUCCUUACUCCUUGAAAUCCACCAUCCUCCCCGCGAAAUCCCCUCGGUUGCUGGUGUCAACCCUAUGCGCACAGCUGGGCUCAUCAAAGCUGUCGGGCGACCGGCCGUCCCCAAGGCGCUUCCCCGUGUGCUGCUAGAAUGGCUUAGUGGCAACCACGCGUCACAAACGAAGGAUCUACAGGCAUUGAAGUACGUGGAGCCAAAUCCUACAGCAUCCACCAACUUCUGGGAUAUUAUCAUCUCAUCUGUGCUGCGCGGCCGGUUGAGCGAUGCAGCAGAGGUUCUCCGCUCGGCGGAUUUCAACUACGCCCGAUCCGCCCUCGAAGACGGACUUCCCCAGCCAGGUUACCGUGGCGCGCAACUACAGAACAUUCAGCGCUGUGUAAACAAGGCUCUUCAGAUCCUAGAGUCGUCCCCCUCCACUCAAAACGCCGACUGGGAUGUUACGGGGCACGAGUGGUCUCAAUACCGCAAGCGCGUUCUUUCCGCUGUCACCGAUCUCGAGACCUUCGCUGAAGGCGAGGAGCGCGACGAAUCCAACGUUCCCGUUCAGGAACCUCGCUUCCAGGCCGUCAACUUCGGAAUGUCUACAUUCGCCAACUUCAACCAAAAAACGACAUCCUUCGCCCAGUCCGCUCGCAUGGCCGAAAGCCGUGUCCCGUGGUCAAUCUACCAGAGUCUGAGAUCUAUCUAUCGGAUUAUCCUAGGCGACCCCUCGGCAAUCAAGAGCAAAUCUCAGGACUGGGUGGAGGCCACGGUCACCUUGACAGCUUGGUGGGAUGGUGAAGAUGACGCCGAAGGGUUGGACUUUGGAGACAACGAAGGCGAUCAAUUCCAAGACUUCUUGCGCUCGCGUGGGCCUAAGAAUCACGUUCGCGCCGUCGACCGCAACAUGCGCGAUGCUUACCGCAACCGCCUAGCACAGGCUCUCAGCCACACUACCACAGACGCUUCCGAUAGUGCAGACUUCCGACCCAACACCAUGAACAGCGUCGAAGUGGGUCUCGCCUCUGUCUUUGAAGGGAAUGUGCAAGGUGUGCUGGAACUGGUGCAGACCUGGUCCCUGUGCGUGGCAGCUGCCACCGCAGAAAUUGCUAGUCAGGGUGGAUGGUUUGAAUCUGGCAGCAGUCAGAAAUCUAUGCCUGGACUCUCGGAGACCGAUCUGAUGGUGCUCUCCUACGGUCAAGUGCCGAAGUCUUCCACAAAACUGCGGAAGGACGAUGUUCUCCGCAAAUAUGCGUUUGCGCUUUACGACCGGCCCGUGAUCGCGGACCAGAACGGUUCACGUGAGGGUUGGGAGCUGUCUCUCGAAGUGUUGAACCGUUUCGACGAUGGCCGCGAGAUGAAGAAGGCUGUGUCUGAAAUUGUUGAUAAGCUUCCAUUGGAAACCCCGGACCAAUUAGAUAGAUUGGUUGUUCUCUGCUCGGAGCUUGAGUUGGAUGACCAAGGACGCAGAGUAUCUGAGCGAUUCGGCGACAUGUUGACCUCGAAAGCUGAGAAUUUCGGCCUCGCUCUGGUGUGCUACGCGCGUGCCCAGAGUCGGCGCAAGGUGAAGUCGGUUGUCGACCUUUUAAUCUCCUACAGCUUGGUGCAAUCCCGCGCAUACCCCGCGACAGCCGAGCUUGACGAGCAGCUGCGUUCCCUCAUGAAGGAACCCAAGGCAUGCCUGUCCUCUAUCGCUCAAAUUGAUGAGGAAGCUGCCCGGAUUCUCCAGUUCUAUCUCAGUGGCUACGCUACUCUACGCCGUUUCUACGAAAUUCGGGACGAGGAAAUUGAAUUGAGCGAAGGACAAAAACCACGGUACAAGCCAUUGGCCCGUCGCCGUGCUGCAGCCCAGGCUCUCACAGCUGUCAUCGGCAGUGCCGCGGAUAACAUCUAUGGAGGCCUGUACGACCCGGACCGCGACUCGGCCGUCCAAGUUGAUGGCCUGCUCGCACUGCUGGGUGAAGCACUGGCAUUUGUGCAACAACCAACCGCUAUCCUUACCGUCUCACAACAAUUCACCAUCCUCUCCGCGAUCGAAGACCUGGAGACUGUGACUCCUCGCGUCUACGCCCAAUGCGAGGAAUGCUUCCACUCCACCCUCCUCGAAUACCACUUCUCCGUCAUCGGGAAUGACAUGCUGGAAUCCCGCACCCGCUCCGGCUCCGGUGCAGGAUCCGUUGGCAGCUCCGCGGUUCUCAUUGGCGCUGACGCCGCUCGAGGCUGGGACUGGCGUGCAGGAUUACCGGAGUCCGGCAAAGGCGAAGAUAUCCUCCGCAUGUUAAGACUCGGCCUGGCUCGUGGAUUGAGCCACGGUGCCCUUGGCGCUGUUUAG
Messenger RNA from Penicillium brevicompactum, 3378 nucleotides. Its product is annotated as putative nuclear pore complex subunit Nup85. The record is from RefSeq and is a predicted model, not a curated record. Gene Ontology annotation, cellular component: nuclear pore outer ring. Gene Ontology annotation, biological process: mRNA export from nucleus; positive regulation of DNA-templated transcription; protein import into nucleus. The transcript has 4 exons. NCBI's taxonomy places the organism in Eukaryota, Fungi, Ascomycota, Eurotiomycetes, Eurotiales, Aspergillaceae. Gene Ontology annotation, molecular function: structural constituent of nuclear pore. Bases 1 to 3378 code for a protein of 1125 amino acids.